Didymodactylos carnosus is the source of this 2316-nucleotide messenger RNA. Lineage: Eukaryota; Metazoa; Rotifera; Eurotatoria; Philodinida; Philodinidae. The record is from the annotation of a GenBank genome assembly.
AUGAGCAAUACUAACAAUUGUGUGACAUUACCUGUUUAUCGACAAUGCGCUCGUUGGUUAAGCGAAUGCGAUGUCUUACCAGAAGCAUUGGCGAUAUUAAACUCACCGUCAGCAACAAUUGAUGAUUUAGCUAAUGAAUUGUCCAAUGGAAUUGUUUUAUGUAAUUUAUUGAAUUUUCUACAACCCGGCUGUGUUCAACACACCGAUGUGUCGUUUCGUCCACAACGUAGUCGAGUUGUCGAAACGUUGUCAAAAUUAUCCAAUACAGACGCUGCAAAACGAAAAAAGCUGACGCCAUUUCCCAUUACUGGACCUUUUAAUUAUGUUAAUAUUCCAAAAGAAAAAUCUUUAGAUGAUGCUGUGCCAGUUCAAAUAUCAUCUGUUGUUUCAUCACCAUUAAACAAUGUUAUACAUCAACAAGAGCAAUUGAUGUGUCACUUUUGUCGCAAUUCACCUACAACGAUACAAUCAAAAUUUACAUCUCCAAUCGAUUCUAGCAUAGCUUGCUCAUCAUUAAAUUCAACAUUGCCAAUAUCCAACUGCCAAUUGUUAUCACCAAUUGUUGCAUGUGCUGCUUCCGCUUUAGCUUCUGCAAGAAAAUCUUGCUCACCCUCUCAUCGCCUUUCAACAUCCUCGUUACCAUAUACAAUAACAAAUGAUUGUGGAGUGUAUGGAUCUCAUGUCAGCAUUCAAGAGGAUGUUUAUGAGGCGUUAUGUGCACAGCCAAAACGAUCGAUUAAUAUAACUUCUUGUCAGGAUAAUCAAAGAGCAUUCUUACCACGUGAUCAUGCUGUUAAAGAGUUAUUGGAUACGGAAGCAAACUAUCGUGAUUCAUUAAAUGCAAUUGUAACUAAUUUUAUUCAACCGUUAAGUUUAUCAUCAGAUGAGAAGAAAAAAAUCUUUCUUAAUAUUGAAGCAAAAUAUUGUUCAGAAUUACCCGAUGCGCAAGAAUAUUUAGAUCGAAAAAUAAAAACUGAACCACAAUUUUCACAAAAAUUAGAACAAUGUCGACAAAAAUCUGGUGAUUUAGGAAAAUUUCAAUUACGUGAUACAGUUGUGUUACCCUUCCAACGUAUUGUGAAAUAUUCUUUACUCUUACAUACCAUGAAAAAGAACGUACCACCGACGGAUCCCAGUUGCGAAAUGAAACGACAACUAUUAGAAAAAGCAGAAAAUCUAAUGACGGAUGUCAAUCAAUAUAUAAAUGAAGCAAAACGUGCACAUGAUAAUUUGAAAGUAAUUCGGAAUAUUGAAAAGACAAUAUGUGACAUUCAACUUCCGUCCGAAAGAAGUUUAAGAAACUAUGGCCGCUUUAUUUCUGAUGAACAGUUUCAGGUAUACGAUAAUGGUCAUCGCAGUGGUACAAGAACGGUUUUUCUAUUCGACCGUGUGUUAUUAAUUUGUAAAGUUAAAGGUAGUGAGAAAUAUACAUUUCGUGCUGCAUUAUUUAUUCAUGGAUGUCAGAUAGAAGAAUUACGUGCAACAAAACGAGAGUUUCCAUUCAUUUUACGUGAUACACAACAAAAACGUGAUUACAAAUUUGUUGCUAAAACAGAAGACAAACGUACAGAUUGGCUGAAACAUUUAAGAGGCGCUAUUGGUUUGUUUUAUCAAGGUUAUGAAUGUAGUAGUUGUCGAAAAAAAGUUCAUCGUGAAUGUAUUAAAAAAGUGACACAUUGUAGUUUGAGAGCAUCUCUUGAACGAAUUCGAAGUUUUGAUCGAGGCUCUAUUGAACUUCCAAAAGCUUUUUCAAUUGGAUCAAAUAUUCAUCAAAAUCGAGUGUAUGCCUUGUUUGACUAUGAUGGUGCAUCGAAUGGAAAUAAAUUUAAUUUUAAUCGACAAACUGAACAUUUUAUCAAUGUUGUUGAAGGUGACGAGUUAGAAGUUCUGGAAGAUGAUGAUGAAAUAUUGUGGAAGGUGAAAAAUGUACGUUCAAAUGAAAUUGGUCUUGUACCAGCCACACUUAUCGGUGUAUGUAUGUUAGAUGGUGAACCACAGAAAAACAUUCAACCUCCUUCAGUAUGUGAUUAUGAUACCUGGCAUAUUGUACAAUCGUAUAAUAGCAGUAGUACUAGCAGCAGCAGUAAUAAUAAUAAGAAUAAUAAUAUGACUAAUAGUUUACCUAAUUCACCAAAUAUAUCCGUAGUUCGUUCAAAAAGUAUUUCAUCUCAGUGCUCAUAUGAUGGUGGAAAAAAACAGCAGUUGAUUAUGUUUUCGGCAUUCGAUAAAACUAAUCGAAAUCAUCAUCAACAAUCUUCUGAUUGUGGAACCUUAAUUGGAGCUGAUUAUGUUCAAACGGACAAUGCGGAAUGGUAA